CUCACGCACACAGGCUUCCAUUUGCUCUCCGGUAACACCGCGCAGAUGAAGACGGACAGUGCGGCGCAGGCGGCGCCGUUCAGCGGGAGGAAGCAGAGUCUGAUCGAGGACGCUCGCCGGGAGCGCAGCAGCGGCUCCGCGGGCUCCCCGGGGCCCUCCAGGUACGGAGACGGCUUCGUGUUCGAGGAGAAGCACGGCAGGGUCACCGUGAACGUCCUGUUCACGCUCAGCAAUGAGAAAAACGCGGGCUUCUUCAAAACGGGGAAAAUAUUCGAGACGUUUGAAGCGAAACUUCUCCACAUCGAGAGUCGACCGGGGAGGAAGUCAAAGAACAGCACAACAGAUCUGGAGUUCUUCAUGAAGUGUGAAGUCCACAGCUCCGACCUCGACGUUUUCAUCAACUCACUGAAGAGAGUCGCUGACGACGUUCGUUCGAUACCGGAGGAAAAAGUUCCCUGGUUUCCCCGACAGAUAAAAGACCUCGACAGAUGCAACAUGUUAAUAACCAAAUUUGAUCCGGAUAUGGACCAGGAGCAUCCAGGAUACAGCGAUCCAGAAUACAGAAAAAGACGGGCUUUCAUCUCCGAGCUUGCCUUCAGAUACAAACAGGGGGACCCGUUGCCCACUGUAGAGUACACAGCAGAGGAAGUGUCCACAUGGAGGGAGGUUUACCGGCAGCUGCGGAGCAUCUACCCUGGUCUGGCCUGCAGGCAGUUCCUGGACGGGCUGCAGCAGCUGGAGAAAGAGUGCGGCUACGGAGAGGACCGCAUCCCCCAGCUCAGAGAGGUUUCUGCCUUCCUGAAAGAGAAAACUGGUUUCCAGCUGCGUCCAGUAGCCGGCCUGCUGUCAGCCAGAGACUUCCUCAACAGUUUGGCUUUCAGGGUGUUUCAGUGCACACAGUACAUCCGUCACUCCUCUGCUCCCAUGCACUCCCCCGAGCCAGACUGCUGUCACGAACUGCUCGGCCAUAUUCCCAUGCUGGCAGAUAAAGAAUUCGCCCAAUUUUCACAGGAGAUUGGACUCACCUCACUUGGAGCUACAGAUGAAGACAUUGAGAAACUGUCAACGUUAUAUUGGUUUAGUGUAGAGUUUGGCCUCUGCAAGCAGAACGGCACAGUGAAAGCUUACGGCGCCGGACUCCUGUCAUCUUAUGGAGAGCUCGUGUAUGCUCUGUCUAACGAGCCGGAGUACAAGCCCUUUAACCCGGAGGAGACCGCAGUGCAGCCGUACCAGGACCAAACCUACCAGCCUGUUUACUUUGUGUCUGAGAGCUUCGAGGACGCAAAGAUUAAGUUGAGGAGAUACUCUGCAGCCAUCAAGCGUCCCUUUGCAGUUCGCUACGACCCCUUUACCUGCAGCGUGGAGGUUCUAGAUCAAUCCAGCAAGAUCCAAAAUGCUCUGAGCCAGCUGAGAGAAGACCUGAAGACCCUUCACAGCGCACUGGAGAAGCUCAGCUCAUCCUAAAACCAGGAGCAGAUUAUCUGCAGAGAUAAGAAAGUCAUGCAGACAGAGAAGCAAGCAAAGGGAUGGACAUUUGGCUUGUUUAAACACUGUAUAUGAGAUCUACUGUUAUGAGCACAUACAGAAAAUCACAAUGUAGUAACGUUUGUGAGGUUCCACAGGGUGU
Molecule: messenger RNA, 1627 nt
Organism: Morone saxatilis (striped sea-bass)
Lineage: Eukaryota; Metazoa; Chordata; Actinopteri; Moronidae
Gene: th2
Product: tyrosine hydroxylase 2
Exons: 12
Coding region: 46-1464 (472 amino acids)
Biological process (GO): dopamine biosynthetic process from tyrosine
Cellular component (GO): axon; cytoplasm; perikaryon
Molecular function (GO): tyrosine 3-monooxygenase activity; iron ion binding
Source: RefSeq, a predicted model, not a curated record